Molecule: messenger RNA, 3503 nt
Organism: Sitodiplosis mosellana (orange wheat blossom midge)
Lineage: Eukaryota; Metazoa; Arthropoda; Insecta; Diptera; Cecidomyiidae
Product: protein Wnt-1-like
Exons: 9
Coding region: 985-2091 (368 amino acids)
Biological process (GO): neuron differentiation; canonical Wnt signaling pathway; multicellular organism development
Cellular component (GO): extracellular region
Molecular function (GO): cytokine activity; frizzled binding
Source: RefSeq, a predicted model, not a curated record
UUGAUAAUCCCGAAUUUCGUUCACAUUUGUUUUAGUUUUUGUUUAUUUUAUUUUUUCAUUCGUUUUCAACCGGACAAUAAACAUUUCGAAGAAAACUAUAACUAAUUCAAACUCAGGAGUUUCGGUCAGAUGCAUUAUUUCUUUUCCAUGACAAUGACCAUAUUUUGAUGGAGAUCAAAAAAAAAAUGUUACUCCUGUGUGGCGGUACCGUAGACCCAAACAAACAGAUCUCCGAUUAAAACAGAAACCAAAACAGAAAUCGGCGACUCUUUCAAGUGUCAAAUUUGCUUUAUUUUAUGGUUUUUUAAAUGAGUUUUAAACGAAACCGAAGUAAAGAUAUGAUUUCCAACAUGCCAACCAGAGUUGAGCCGCCAUCCGAUUUAUUUUUUUUUUAACUUUCGUCGUGGUCAUCGGUAAAUGGAAAAAUGACGGGAAGCGUAUCUGAUCUGCUUAUCAAACAAUUUACUUACGAUGUAGAUCAUUAUCAGAAAAUUGAAAUUGAAUUUUACGUGACUGACUGACUGGCUAUUUUUCACUCUUCGCUUCCUUUGUUGGUUUGAUUGUGCUGCUGCUGGCUCUUGGUGAUCGCGCGGCGGCAAUUUCUUGUGGCUCCAAUUCACUUCAGGAAAGUCUUUAGUGCGUGUGUACGUUGUGCGAUCCACAGGAAGAAAAACGGAUGACAUCCGCGUAAACGAAAGAGAACGAAAGCAAAUUUGAAAGCAAAAAAAAAGAACGGAACGGAAAGAAAACAAUGAAAUAAAAUAGAACGGAAAAGAAAAUCGAAGGAAAACCGAAUCAAAAACAAAACAAAACAAAAAAAAACAGAGAGGAAAAUUGAAAAUCAACAGUUGAUUCUUAGCCGUGCGCGAUACGAUACGAUACAAAUACACAGACAUCUCGAAAGUGAGGGAGAGAGAAAGAGAAAGAGCCGAACCGAGCCGGUCGGUAUUGUGACAUACAAAAUUAUACAACACAUAAUUUACCAUGAUUGGUUCGAAAAGAAAUAAUCACGUUCCACCGCUGAUGACAUUCACUUUGCUAAUAGCCGUUUGCAUGGGAUUCGCAUAUGCCAGUUGGUGGGACUUGGGAUUGCAUGCAUUGCAGAAUGUGGGAUUGUUUGACCCGAACGCACUUAUGCAUCACAACCAUGAAGAUAUUUGUAAGAAUGCGUUGCAUUUAUCGAAUGAGCAGCGUCGAAUGUGUGCUCGCAGUCCACGUGUAUUUAGUGCAAUUGUACAAGGUGCCAAAAUGGGUCAAGAAGAAUGUCAGCAUCAAUUUCGCAACAGUCGCUGGAAUUGCACAACAUCACAACCAUCGUCUGACCUUCAAGACAUCUACGGCGAUGUAAUGCGCAUCAAAAGCCGUGAAACCGCUUAUAUACAUGCAAUCAAUGCAGCAUCGUUGGCAUGGUCCAUUACACGUGCUUGUUCCCGCGGCGAUUUAACCGAAUGCUCAUGCGAUAAUACGAUUCGACGAAAGCAACGCAAAUGGCAAUGGGGUGGCUGCUCAGAGGAUAUCAAUUAUGGCGUAUUAUUUUCGAGGAAAUUCAUUGAUUCACAGGAGAGUAACGAAACCGCCGCCGGUUUGAUGAAUUUGCACAACAAUGAGGCUGGUCGUAGGGCACUGAGAUCACGAAUGCAACGCGUUUGCAAAUGCCACGGUGUAUCUGGUUCAUGUUCGAUUCGUGUGUGCUGGAGACGUUUGCCAGCUUUACGUGCUAUCGGUGAAGCACUGGGUCAAUUGUACGAUGGAGCAUCGCAUGUGAAGUUGAUCGAACGUGAUGGUCGCGUAUCGAAAUUGCGUCGACGUGAUCCGCAAUACAAAAAGCUAAUCAAAUCAGACCUAGUUUACUUAGAAGACUCACCAGAUUACUGCGAUCGUGACGAUGAAUUGGGUAUAUUGGGUACAAAGGGCCGAUUGUGCAAUCGAACAUCGCCCGGAAUCGAUGGUUGUAAAAUCAUGUGCUGCGGUCGAGGCCAUCAAACCCGAAUACGGUUCGUCGAAGAGAAAUGCAAAUGCCGUUUUGUCUGGUGUUGUGAUGUCAAAUGCGAAAUGUGCAAUCACCGAAGGGAAGAGCACAUCUGCAACUAAGCACAUUAGAAAUAGGAAAGCCAGUACAGUGCUAUUGCCCCAGCCCCGAAUCAUUCAUAGAAUAUACACACACGCACAUCGAACAAAGAAGAAAAAAAGAAAUCAAACAAAGAAUAACCACAUAAACCCGAUUCUUCUUUUUUUUUGUAUUUGGAACAUAACAAAUAAGUAAACAAGUCCAGUCCAGAUGAGUAAUGUGAAGCAGAUAGAUGUAGUAUGGGUGUGUGCGUGUGUUCGAAAGCACAUUUUAAUAUUUAUUCAUAGCCAUUUUUACCGCCAACGAUUUGCCCCCCGUCGAAUAGAAAACCCUUUACUGAAUAGAAUUUAGCGAUAAGUGUAGCCAGUGACAAGAGUAGACCGUAACAAUAACAACAAAAACGAGUAUUAAAAAUUAUCCGUACAUAUUGUAAGCUCAAAGUCUUAAACUUAUUUAUAGAAAAAAACACGAACACACAUUUUUUUUUCACCUAAAAACAAAGAACAACAAGUAAACAUUUGCUGCCAACGAAUAUUAAUAUGAUUGCAGCAAAUCAACCGUGGGUAUUUAUUGAUAAAUUCUUUUAGCUCUUUAUUUUGUAUUUAUUUAUUUACAAUCUUGUUCAGCUUCAACGAUGAUCAAAUAGGUAUAAUCAGUCAUUCUAACGAAAUUCAUCGACUGAUUAUAUUUUUUUGUUGUUUUUCAUUCAUUUUUUGCUUUGUUUCAUUCACUAUUUCAUUAAAUUAAUACAACAACUUUGUGUUUAUUCAUAUUCAAUAAUUCUUACAUUUUAGUGUUGUCUCAUAAACCAAAACGAACACGAAAAUUUUCCUAUGGAAAAUUUUGUAAUUUAUAAAUUUUAAUUUCGUUACAAUUUUUUUUUCUAGAUCGAUAACAUUUAUGUUUAAUUUAAUUUAAUUAAAUUGAUAAAAAAAAAGAAGAAAAAAAUAUAAAAUGUGUAUAAAUGUAUGGUUAAACAAAAUCAAUGAACACAAUUCUUACAUUGUAAUUGACAGCUUGACGUAAGGAAUAAAAAAUAAGAAACAGAUAGCGGUGAUACGGUAAUAAUUUUCGUUUAAGAUCACUUCGAUUGGAUGUGGGAAAUUUUUACAAUUUUAAAAUUAAUCAAUUAUGAUUUAUUAAUGAUCAAUUAUUGAUUUAAAAGAACUUUCGUUUUUACAAACAAUUGCAGAACAAACCUAAAAAACAAAUACAUUUUUCGAUUAACGGGCAUUUUUUUCAGAAUAUUUCAAAUUUGAGACAAUCCAAGAACAGAAAUGUCUUCAACAUUCAACGAAAAAAAAAAAUUGAGCUCAAAUAAUCGCUGUUUCAUUUAUUUCGAAUUAAAGGCCAAAAUUUCUCUUAAUUUCUAUUUUUUGUUCACAGUAGUCAUGAAUUGUUAAUAUAGUAAAAUGUAAGACAGGAAAAAAAACAU